Messenger RNA from Dunckerocampus dactyliophorus (ringed pipefish), 947 nucleotides. Its product is annotated as homeobox protein MSH-C-like. Lineage: Eukaryota; Metazoa; Chordata; Actinopteri; Syngnathiformes; Syngnathidae. Gene Ontology annotation, molecular function: DNA-binding transcription factor activity, RNA polymerase II-specific; RNA polymerase II transcription regulatory region sequence-specific DNA binding. Gene Ontology annotation, biological process: regulation of transcription by RNA polymerase II; embryonic morphogenesis. The record is from RefSeq and is a predicted model, not a curated record. Gene Ontology annotation, cellular component: nucleus.
AUGGCCCCAUCGCCUUGCUUUACGAUGAAUCCAGCACAGGACUCGCUGUCCCAAGACGCCAAAGUGCUUCAUCCAAAGGAGGAGACAGACACCGAGGCUCACGAGGACGUGAAGACUACGGAGAAAGAACACGAUCACCAUAGGCGCUUCCUCCCGUUCAGCGUCGAGUCUUUGAUUUCCAAGAAGAGCACCUGUCGGACUUCUUUCCCUGCGUGCGACUCGGCUGUGCUUGUGCAUAAUCCCGUGGCGGGGAAGAGCGCGCACUUCUCACCGAGGACUUUUUACGCAGAGGCCGUUUGCAGCAGCAGCAGCAGCAGCAGCAGCUCCGCGGAGGACAGCAGUCCGAACUUCGGCGAUAAAGAGCAGAGCACUUGGUUCCAGACGAACUCCUUCUCUACUAACUCUCGUAGCUCAAGUCCAACUCAGUGUACUUUACGGAAACACAAAAACAACAGGAAACCUCGCACGCCCUUCACUACCUCUCAGCUGCUGGCCCUGGAGCGCAAGUUCCGUCAGAAGCAGUACCUCUCCAUCGCCGAGAGAGCCGAGUUCUCCAGCUCCCUCAACUUGACGGAGACCCAGGUGAAGAUCUGGUUCCAGAACCGCAGAGCCAAGGCCAAGAGACUUCAGGAAGCCGAGCUGGAAAAGUUUAAACUGGCCUCCAAGCCCGUCCUGUCCGCCUUUGCCUUGCCUUUCCCCCUCAAUGCGCACAUGCAGGGCUCUCCAGCAUGGGCGCCCUCGAACCCCUUUCCCAGGCCCAGUCUACCGGUCCCGGGACUCUUUGGUGGACCUGUCACUUACGGGAUGUACUAUUUGUCUUAGUAUUGCUGUGUGCAUUCACGAGAAAUUCAUGUUUUCUGAACAUGGUUGAAAAACACUUAAAGGCACAAUAGGUGUUUUCCAAAUUGGAAAAUACUUAUUAUUUUUAUACUUCGAAAUUUUGAUAA